AUGGCGGCGGAGAGGAAGGCGGGCUCCCGCUGGCCCGCCGGCGGCAGCGGCGGGCGAAUGCGCGGCGCCGAGGGUGGCAUUGGCAAGCUGCGGGGCCGUCAGGCAAAGGCGGCAAGGCCCGUACUGGCGGCGCCUGCGGGCCAGGGGUACUUCACGGCGGGGCUGGCGGCGCUGUUCCUCUGCCUCACCGCGCUGCUGGUGUUCCUGCCGCUCGUGCUGCCCCCGCUGCCGCCGCCGCCGUUGCUGCUGCUGCUCGUGCCGGUGGGCCUCAUGGCCGUACUGCUGGCGCUGGCGCUCGUGCCGUCCGACGGCCGGGGCGCCGUCGCGUCGUCGUGCGUGUGCUGA
Messenger RNA from Miscanthus lutarioriparius, 345 nucleotides. The record is from the annotation of a GenBank genome assembly. NCBI's taxonomy places the organism in Eukaryota, Viridiplantae, Streptophyta, Magnoliopsida, Poales, Poaceae.